Messenger RNA from Labeo rohita (rohu), 4409 nucleotides. RefSeq names its product SIN3 transcription regulator family member B (gene sin3b). The record is from RefSeq and is a predicted model, not a curated record. Gene Ontology annotation, molecular function: transcription corepressor activity. Gene Ontology annotation, cellular component: chromatin. Gene Ontology annotation, biological process: negative regulation of transcription by RNA polymerase II. The transcript is spliced from 19 exons. The coding region runs from base 452 to 4129 and encodes 1225 amino acids. Lineage: Eukaryota; Metazoa; Chordata; Actinopteri; Cypriniformes; Cyprinidae.
ACUCCGCCCUCUUUCGGUUUGUGCGCAUGCGCUUUUCAAUUCUCCACAACUCCCUCCGUUUCCGGACGCUAGGAUCGAGCGCACAGCUGCCGCCGAAUUUAAAGAGACAUACAUCAUUUGUUUAAAUAAUACGACCAUUGGAAAAAAAAUUACAUACAUUGUUUCUGGUUCUCCUCGCGGAGAUCGAUGGGGGCCCGUUAUUGAUCCGCACGCUUGACGGUGUAGUUUUAGUAGGGAUUGAGAGGUCCGAACACACUUGCGGGCUUGAGCUGGAAGUCUAUACUGGAGUAACUGGGUGGCCGUCCGUAAAGUAGACUGGACUUGUGGGGGGAAGAGAGCUGGGUGGCCCCCCGAUCCGAACUGAUUUUUGCACGCCAGAACAACCUGCAAACACGGAGGGACGGUAAAUCAUCGUGGCUUCGGUGGCUGUUGGUGGGGAAGGAAACGCACCAUGGCGAAAAUUCAGGCUCGCAGCAGCACUGCGAAGCAAAUCAACCAGAUCCAAGACAAGGCCUAUGUGGUUCAGAAGCAAGUCCAGCAGCAGCACUUUCAGAAACUAAAGGUGGAGGAUGCCUUAUCUUACUUGGACCAAGUCAAAAUACGGUUCGGAAAUGAUCCGGGAAUAUACAAUAAGUUUCUGGACAUCAUGAAAGAGUUUAAAUCUCAGAGCAUUGACACACCAGGAGUUAUCAACAGAGUUUCCCAGCUCUUCCAUGGGCAUCCUGACCUUGUCCUGGGAUUUAAUGCCUUUUUACCACCUGGCUAUCGGAUUGAAAUUCCCAAGAAUGGAAUGGCAUUUCUUCAGUCCCCGUUGUCCUCGCAGGUCUCUCCAGGAUCAGGAGGAUCAGGAGGUUCAGGAGGAUCAGGAGGACCAGGAGGUUCAGGAGGAUCAGGAGGACCAGGAGGACCAGGAGGAAGGAGCACGGGCAGCUCUGUGGUCAGUGCCUCUUCUUCAGCGGUGGCCGAGCCAGGGCCGGCUCCUAAUGAGGCCGUGACCUCUCCAGAGAGCAUUGCUUCAUCGUCUGGACCUCCUGAACAAUCAAGCCGGUUGUCACUUCCUCUGCCUAGUCGAGAGAGCCAAUCACAGCCGGCCACCACGUCGGUGUCCCCUCCCACAUCCGAGCCCAGCCCUGUGGAGUUUGACAGUGCCAUCAGCUACGUAAAUAAGAUCAAAAACCGAUUUUUGGACAACCCAGAAACUUACCGCGCCUUUCUGGAAAUUCUACAUACAUACCAGAAGGAGCAGCUGGAGGUGAAGGAGAGCAGAGGGCGUAGCACUGGAGGAAUGACCGAAGAUGAGGUUUUCUCUAAAGUGGCAAGCCUUUUCAAAGGUCAAGAGGAUCUGCUUGCGGAGUUUGGCCAGUUUUUGCCUGAUGCAAAGAGAUCUCUGUUUACUGGAGGUUCUUUGCCUGGCAAAGACAAUCUGAAGAAAGCAGAGGACGAGGAAAUGAAUAAACAGAGCAAGAAGAGACCUAGACCCAUGUUAUUGCCCCACAUGACCCCACUUCUCAAGAAAAAAAUGAAAUAUUCCUGUUCCAAGGACCCAUCUUUUGCCUCUGUCGGAAAGCAUGGAGUUUUGCGGGAAUUCACGUUCUUUGACAAGGUUCGCCGUCUGCUCAAGAGUCAGGAGGUGUACGAGAAUUUCUUACGCUGCAUAGCUCUGUUCAAUCAGGAAGUGGUUUCAGGGGCCGAACUCCUGCAGCUUGUGACUCCAUUCUUGGGGAAGUUUCCAGAACUGUACACCCAGUUUAAGUCAUUUUUGGGUGAUAAAGAGCUGUCUCAUGCCAUCACGGGCCUCUCUGACCGCUACAUGGAGGGUGGAGGCAGAGAAGUGGAUUACGCCUCCUGUAAACGCCUGGGUUCCAGCUACAGAGCGCUUCCCAAGACCUACCAGCAGCCCAAAUGCAGUGGCCGAACUGCUAUAUGUAAAGAGGUGCUGAAUGACACCUGGGUCUCAUUCCCCUCCUGGUCAGAAGACUCCACUUUUGUGAGUUCCAAGAAAACACCAUAUGAAGAGCAACUUCAUCGCUGUGAGGAUGAGAGAUUUGAGCUGGAUGUUGUGCUUGAGACUAAUUUGGCAACGAUAAGAGUUUUGGAAAGCGUGCAGAAGAAGUUAUCCCGCCUUUCGCCGGAGGACCAAGAGCGCUUUCGAUUGGACGACUGUCUGGGUGGAACUUCUGAGGUCAUCCAGCGGCGUGCAAUCUAUCGUAUCUAUGGUGACAAAGCUCCAGAAAUCAUUGAGGGGUUGAAGAGAAGUCCAGCCACUGCAGUUCCUGUCGUACUCAAAAGAUUGAAAGCUAAAGAGGAGGAGUGGAGGGAGGCCCAGCAGGGCUUCAACAAAAUCUGGAGAGAGCAAUAUGAGAAGGCGUAUCUAAAAUCACUGGACCACCAGGGUGUCAACUUUAAACAGAACGACAUGAAGGCUCUUCGAUCCAAAAGUCUUCUUAAUGAAAUAGAGAGCAUCUAUGAUGAGCGGCAGGAGCAGAGCACAGAAGAGGGCGGCGUGGGCCAGCAAGGUCGUGACGGCUCGGGCACAGGUUCGACCAGCGAACCCCACAUGAUUUUCACUUACGAAGACAAACAGAUCCUGGAGGACGCCGCCUCCCUCAUCAUCUACCAUGUCAAGCGACAGCCCACCAUCCACAAGGACGACAAGGACCACAUCAAGCGUAUCAUCCAGCACUUCGUCCCCGACCUCUUUUUCGCUCGUCGUGGAGAGCUUAGUGAAACGGAGGAAUUCACGGAUGAGGAAGCCGAGGGUGAGGACGGCGCCGCCACAGGAGGCGGAGUCUCAACGACAGGCGGCCAACAACAGCUGAACGGCGAUUCCAGACGAAGACGAUGCACUUCACCUCAGAGCAUGGACACCUCUACGCCUGCCCAUGGCAUGAAUCCAGAAGGGGAGGCGGUGGAUCUGCGCGACCCGGAGGCUGAGCACCAGAAGGAGCUGGAUGGAGUCUACAACCUGUUCUUCGUCAAUAAUAACUGGUACUUCUUCCUGCGGCUGCACCAGACUCUGUGCUCACGGCUGCUGAGGGUUUACAGGCAGGCCGAGAGACAGUUACUGGAGCACAGGGCGGAGCAGAAUCGUGAACGGCUGCUCAUGGGAGAGGGGCGCAGAGAAAAGGCCAACGACUUGGCCAUGGAGCUGCGUCUAAAACAGCCCAGUGAAGUAGAGUUAGAGGAAUAUUACCCAGCGUUCUUAGACAUGGUACGCAGUCUACUGGAUGGAAACCUGGAGUCCACGCAGUACGAGGACACCCUGAGAGAGAUGUUCACCAUCCACGCUUACAUCGGAUUUACCAUUGACAAGCUCAUACAGAACAUCGUAAGACAGCUUCAGCACUUGGUCAGUGAUGAGGUGUGUCUGCAAGUCACUGAGCUGUACCUGGCUGAGAGGAAGAGGGGCGCCGCAGGUGGCAAUCUCUCGUCCCAGUGUGUCCGUGCCGCUUGGGAGGCCAGCUACCAAUGGAAGGCAGAGAGAGUCAUGGCUGAGGAAAACUGCUUCAAGGUCAUGUUCAUUCAAAACAAAGGUCAGGUGACCUUAACAAUUGAGUUGCUGGACACGGAGGAGGCCCAGGGUGAUGACCCACUGGAUGUUCAGAACCUGUCUAAUUAUAUGGAGCAGUAUAUAGGAACUGAGUCUGUAUGUUCUCAGACAGAAGGAUACUACUUCAAGCCUGUGUUUCUACCCAGAAAUCUGAGACAUUUCCGUGGCUGGCAGCUUAAGCAGGUGGAAGCCAUGCGCUGCCGGAGAGAGUGGCAUCGGAAGAUGGGCGUGGAGACAGCCGGGAACCUGGACUGCCGUUUUAAACUUAACACGCACAAAAUGGUGUUUGUGAUGAACUCCGAAGACUACAUGUACCGCCGAGGGGCCCUGGUAAAGGCUCGGAGGUCCCAGCACAGAGUAGCACGGGCUCAGCACGAGCGUUUUGAGCAGUGGCACCGGGGUUGGUUGAGCGAGCACGUGUCUUCCUCUGCCGAGCGCGGCGUGCAGGACUGGCUCAUGGGAGAAGAGGAUGAGGACAUGAUCCCCUGCAAGACCACCUGCGUGUCCGUGCAGGUCAAAGGCUUACAUGUCAACAGGUACCAGGUGCACUACAACAGCAAGGCCCCCGCCUCACCGUAACAACCUCAAGCCUUGGGAUGGAUUUUUGUGAUCUCUUUCUCUCUCUCUGUUUUCUCUCUGUCUCUUUCUCGCUCACUCUUUCAAAUGGCCGAGCGUAAACGUGCUUGGCUGAAACACAGCGAACAGACAGGAGUGGUUUGAGGACAGACAGCUGCUCAAAGGAGGGAAUGCCUCAUUGAAAAGCAUCACAUCUCGACACUAGACCAUCAUGAUCGAUGCAGUUACCAGACGCUUCAGAAAUGUGAAUGUCAUUUUUUUUUUUUUUUUUUUUUUUUUUUUU